Molecule: messenger RNA, 3026 nt
Organism: Artibeus jamaicensis (Jamaican fruit-eating bat)
Lineage: Eukaryota; Metazoa; Chordata; Mammalia; Chiroptera; Phyllostomidae
Gene: VAT1L
Product: vesicle amine transport 1 like
Exons: 9
Coding region: 88-1344 (418 amino acids)
Molecular function (GO): zinc ion binding; oxidoreductase activity
Source: RefSeq, a predicted model, not a curated record
UUCAACAGGAGGAACCCGCGGAAGAGGAGCUCCGAGCCCCCCGCGCCGCAGCCGCUGCAGCCCGUGCGUCCCGCGCCCUCGAGCGCCAUGGCCAAGGAAGGCGUGGAGAAGGCGGAAGAGACUGAGCAAAUGAUCGAGAAGGAGGCAGGCAAGGAGCCGGCGGAGGGCGGCGGCGGCGGCUCGCACCGACUCAGGGACGCCCAGGAGAUGCGGGCGGUGGUGCUGGCAGGCUUCGGGGGGCUCAACAAGCUGCGGGUCACCAGGAAGGCCAUGCCCGAGCCGCAGGAUGGGGAGCUCAAGAUCCGCGUCAAAGCCUGUGGUUUAAACUUCAUUGACCUGAUGGUGCGACAAGGGAACAUCGACAACCCUCCGAAGACUCCCCUGGUGCCAGGUUUUGAGUGUUCGGGGAUUAUUGAAGCUCUGGGGGACAGUGUGAAAGGAUACGAGAUUGGGGACCGUGUCAUGGCAUUUGUCAAUUAUAAUGCCUGGGCAGAGGUGGUCUGCACGCCGGUGGAGUUUGUCUACAAGAUCCCCGAUGACAUGAGCUUCUCUGAGGCUGCCGCGUUCCCCAUGAACUUCGUCACAGCCUACAUGAUGCUCUUUGAAGUUGCCAACCUUCGAGAAGGGAUGUCUGUGCUCGUGCACUCGGCUGGUGGUGGCGUGGGCCAGGCUGUGGCUCAGCUGUGUUCCACCAUCCCCAAUGUGACGGUCUUUGGAACAGCUUCUACUUUCAAGCAUGAAGCCAUCAAAGACUCUCUGACCCACCUCUUUGACCGAAAUGCAGACUAUGUGCAAGAAGUGAAAAGAAUCUCUGCUGAAGGAGUGGACAUUGUUUUGGAUUGCCUCUGUGGGGACAACACUGGGAAAGGUCUCAGCCUCCUCAAACCACUGGGAACCUACAUUUUGUACGGUUCAUCCAACAUGGUGACUGGAGAGACCAAGAGCUUCUUUAGCUUUGCAAAAUCCUGGUGGCAGGUCGAGAAAGUGAACCCCAUCAAGCUAUAUGAAGAAAAUAAAGUCAUCGCAGGCUUUUCCCUUUUAAACCUGCUCUUCAAACAGGGCCGCGCAGGCCUCAUUCGAGGAGUGGUGGACAAGCUCGUGGGGCUCUACAACCAGAAGAAGAUCAAGCCCGUCGUGGACUCCCUAUGGGCCUUGGAGGAGGUGAAGGAGGCCAUGCAGCGGAUCCAUGACCGAGGCAACAUCGGCAAGUUAAUUCUGGAUGUAGAGAAGACCCCAACGCCACUGAUGGCCAACGACAGCACGGAGACCAGUGAGGCGGGAGAAGAGGAGGAGGACCACGAGGGCGACAGCGAGAACAAGGAGCGGAUGCCCUUUAUCCAGUAACCCAGGCCCCGGCCAGAAGAACGAAGGGCAGUUUGGAAGGAGAGGGGCCAGCUGAGGAAGCUCUCCUGCACCCCAGUGAACAAACCCUGUAGUCCAGUGCGUGUUGUGUUUGUCUGCAGUCGGCUGAGCUAAAAAGCUUUUGAUCACUGUUGUUUUUGAAAUUAAGUGCCAACCCUGUUCCAUGCAGUAUUACGUCCCUCCCUUCUGUGUAUCACCCUCUCCCCCUCCCCUGUUCCAAGACCAUCCAUCUUUGGGUCCUUCUCGACAGUUCUAGAAUAGCCUUGCCAAUUAACACAAGCCCACAGGCCCAGUGCCUAAGAGAGCAGGCGCGGGCAAAGACAAGUUUGGAUGGAAAGGUGUGAUCACAGAGCACUGUCCAGACAUGAGAAUUCUUCAGGCCGGUGACACUUUUCGCUGCCAGCCACCCGAGCUUUUGGUGAGAGCACGUGCCAAUGUGGCUGGGCAGGGAGAGGGUAGGCCAGACCGUUUCAUGAGCCUAUUAGUUGAGGAUCUCUCCAAAAAGUCCUUUCUCUCUCCCCUGUAAGAGGCAACUUCCUCACACUCACUGGGUUGUUUCAUGGUCAGAAGGUGGGACGCUCCCUGCAUCCCUUCAGUGGUCCUUGUCCAUAAACGCAGGGAGACAGAUGUGGCUGUUUCAGGAUGAAAGACAGGUCAACAGCAGAAGCUGGAGGACCGGCCACAGAAACCUGUGAAACCACAUCUCAUGAGCUAAAUUCUCUCCUCCCUCACCGUACAUAUUAUACUUUAAUUUUAAGAAAACUGACCGCGUGCGGGACUACUUCAGCAAUCAUGACUGAGGCCUGUCUGUGUCCACGCACUCGCCGUCCGCAUUACCCAGUGGGCUGCACUCACUUCCUAGGAGGGAGCCGCCGCCUUGACUGUGGCCCCCCCGCACCCCAGGGGAGGCCUCCCUGGUGGACCACAUUUGGAAAAGAUCACUGAGCAAACUCGUACUUGCCAAAGCAUGUUUCGACAUGUAACACAUUUCUACUGGUACAAAAGCUGAUGUUCAGCAUCACAUGCCAAAUGCAUGGUCCCUCUCCUCUGAAAUAUAAAAUUAUGGUGCAGACUUUUUGCAGAGCCUCUGUACUGGGGGAACUGGGGACCAAACUGGAUUGCACACCCUUGUUCAAUUUUCCAGCUCCUAAGCUGUGAAGACACCUUGCCCUCUGCCCCCACCCCACCUGGCAUGGCUGAGGUGAACCAGGGCCCUGCAGGACGAGAGAGAGGCUCCGCAGGGGGCUCCUCCUUCCUUCCUCCCACUCCUUUGUCCCGAAGGGCGGACUCCAUCACACAAAAACCGCACUGGAGACACAGGAGGCCCACACGACUGGCACCCAACUCACUUUAUACGCUGGGAGAUGCCGGAGGGCUCCCACAUCGCCCGAUCUGCCCCCCCCCCCCCAGGAGCCUCGGGGUAAACCCAGAUCUUCCUGGAAGUAAGGGGAACGAGCGCGUCUGGGCGGUUUCCUGUUUCAUCUCCAAAGUCGUUUUGCAACAAAUGUCGCCUCAUCAGUCACGUUCUUCUUCCCACCCUAAGCUUGUGAUGACUUACUUACACUGAAUAUUUGCCCGAAGGGAGAGUGUGUCGUCGAGGAAAACACGGGGGUGAGAAAGGCGCUGCCGUCAGAGGGGCAGAGAGGCAGAGAGGAGAGCACCCC